Messenger RNA from Ipomoea triloba (trilobed morning glory), 1901 nucleotides. RefSeq names its product phospho-2-dehydro-3-deoxyheptonate aldolase 2, chloroplastic-like. Gene Ontology annotation, biological process: aromatic amino acid biosynthetic process. The transcript is spliced from 4 exons. Gene Ontology annotation, molecular function: 3-deoxy-7-phosphoheptulonate synthase activity. Lineage: Eukaryota; Viridiplantae; Streptophyta; Magnoliopsida; Solanales; Convolvulaceae. The record is from RefSeq and is a predicted model, not a curated record. Bases 28 to 1563 code for a protein of 511 amino acids.
UCUCCUUCUCUCAUUUUCCGGCUAAGAAUGGCGGCUGUAUCGAACGUCUCGCCUUCAUCUCUUUCCUCUAAAACCCUAUUCCAUUCCCAACCCCUCCGCCGCUCUCCCAACCCCACUCUCCCUCCUCCGCCCCAGCGCCGCCGCCCCAUCUCCGCCGUGCAGGCGCCUACGGCGCCGGUGGCGGCGAAAGCCGGGAAGUGGAGCCUGGAGAGCUGGAAGAGCAAGAAGGCGCUGCAGUUGCCGGAGUACCCGGAUGCGGGCAAGGUGGAGAGCGUGCUCCGGACGCUGGAAUCAAAUCCCCCGCUGGUGUUCGCCGGCGAGGCGAGGAGCUUAGAGGAGAAGCUGGGGGAGGCUGCGUUUGGCAGAGCUUUCCUCUUGCAAGGUGGGGAUUGCGCGGAGAGCUUCAAGGAGUUCAAUGCCGUCAAUAUACGUGAUACUUUCAGGGUCCUUCUUCAAAUGGGCGUUGUUCUUAUGUUUGGCGGUCAGAUGCCUGUCAUCAAGGUGGGGAGAAUGGCGGGUCAGUUCGCGAAACCAAGAUCGGGUCCGUUUGAAGAGAAGGAUGGAGUGAAGCUGCCGAUUUACAAGGGAGACGUUAUCAAUGGCGAUUCAUUUGAUGAGAAAUCAAGAACUGCAGCAGACCCUCAGAGGAUGAUAAGGGCCUACAUGCAAUCUGCUGCCACCCUUAACCUUCUUAGGUCCUUCGCUACUGGAGGUUAUGCAGCAAUGCAGAGGGUCUCUGGAUGGAAUCUUGAUUUUGUGGAGCACAGUAAGCAGGGAGAUAGGUAUGAAGAACUAGCUCACCGAGUUGAUGAAGCCUUGGGGUUCAUGUCUGCAGCAGGGCUGACUCCGGACCACCCUGUCAUGGCAUCCACGGAUUUCUGGACAUCCCACGAGUGCUUGCUGCUACCUUACGAGCAAACGCUUACGAGACUGGACUCAACUUCUGGUCAGUACUACGACUGCUCUGCUCACAUGGUUUGGGUUGGGGAGCGUACGCGGCAGCUAGAUGGCGCUCACGUAGAGUUUUUGAGAGGAGUUGCUAAUCCGCUGGGCAUAAAGGUUAGCCAAAAGAUGGACCCGAAUGAGCUGGUUAAUCUGAUUGAGAUCCUCAAUCCGAAUAACAGGCCUGGAAGAAACCGAAGAAUCACGGUGAUAGCGAGAAUGGGUGCGGAGAACAUGAGAGUGAAGCUUCCACUUCUUAUCAACGCUACUCGCAGAGCGGGGCAGAUCGUGACUUGGGUGUGUGACCCAAUGCAUGGGAACACCAUCAAGGCGCCAUGCGGACUCAAAACACGCCCUUUUGAUGCAAUAUUGGCUGAGGUCCGAGCUUUCUUUGAUGUACACGACCAAGAAGGGAGCCAUGCGGGAGGCAUUCAUCUGGAAAUGACAGGCCAAAAUGUGACAGAGUGCAUCGGUGGUUCACGAACUGUGACUUUCGAUGAUUUGAGCUCUCGCUACCACACCCAUUGGGAUCCAAGACUCAAUGCAUCUCAGUCCCUCGAGCUUUCCUUCAUUGUAGCUGAGCGCCUAAGGAAGAAGAGGAUGCUUUCUCAAGGCUUAUAACACAACUCCCUCAUCUUCUGCCCAGUAACCAAAUGAUAUGAAUAAAUAUGCCAUUUGCAGAUCAAGGAAAAGCAAAGUUUAUCUUCUUACCAGGAGGGUCCUGGUUACUGGGUAGUCACUGGUGUAUCUCUGAUCAAGUGUGUUUUCUUUUUGAAGAGUGAGCGGGUGUAGGCCUAAGCAUCGGACGGGUUCGGGCUAUUCGGAUUUUGGAACCCUCCACCAGUUCGAUUUUCAGAUAACCUAAAUUAUCUCAUAUCUGAUUAUUUUAAACAGCUCAAAUCGUAGGAUUUUAUGUAUUCGGAUUAGGGUAGGUUUGAAUCGAAUUGCGAGUUUUAUCA